CCGUUUAUAUGUUCUUUCUUUCUGUUUAUUUUUAAACAAAAAAUAUAUUGGAAAUGUAUUUACAGUUGCGUUAUUUAGUAAUACAGUCACUCGCGUAACGUGUAGUGAAUUGUGAAUCCCGACGUUCGCGUUGAAGCUUGAACGUCCCACCUCUGACCAAUCACAGUAAAGGGAGCGUCGUCAGAGCAUAGAACGCGGAAAACCAACAAACCACAUCUGCUUGUGCUCGUAAGAUUUUUCCAGUUUUUUAAAGAAGGAGUGAACUCCACUAGGAUCUAAUGUCAGCUUGAAACUCCGUGAUAUGAGUAUGUGACCUUUUAAUUAGCAGUGAGGUGAUAUGAAAUUGUAUUUUGGCGAGAGACUUUUUAUGUGUGGGCGUUUUAUGGGAUAAUGUUUUUAUCAAUAAAUGUGACCCCUAGUGAACCAUCAGAACUUGAGCAAACCAUUGUGUGCAGCAGUUAAGCUUUAACUGACGUAUAAUGUUACACACUCCGCCUGAACUUUGACCUGGCUUGCGCGAACGCAUGUGUGGUGUGAUGUGUUUAAACGCCUCACUCUAGGCUGCACACUCGAGCUUGAUAUUUGGACUGUCAGAAAGAAAAUGGUGAGGUCCCUCUCCACCGUCCUGCCGGUGCUGCUGAUCUUCUCGCUGGCUGCAGCCUUUUGCGAUGGCAGCAAGAUCUUGGUUGUCCCACUUGACGGCAGCCACUGGAUCAACAUGAAUGUGAUUCUCCAGGAGCUGCACGCCCGAGGUCACGAGCUGACGGUGCUGCGCUCAGCCAAGAGCUGGUAUAUUCCCAAAGACUCACCCAUCUACACUUCCAUCGAAGUGAAGACGUUGGAAGAUGAGACGGACCCUAACGUCUACUCUAAAAUGCUCCUGGAUGUUGUUGAAUGCAGAAAGUGGCCACAAUUCUUUAGCGGCUUCUGCCAGCAGAGCUUGAUCACACGGAUACAGAAAAAUGGUCAUGCUAUUCUCGCCAGAGCAGCUGCCAGCCUGUUAGAUGAUCCUGUUUUCAUGAAAAACAUGCAGGACAUGAAGUUUGAUUUGAUGCUAACUGACCCCGCGCUGACCUUGGGGAUCAUAUUGGGCAGCUACCUGAAACUCCCCAUGGUGUGUAACGUCCGCUGGAUGAACACCGGAGAGAGCCACUUCUCCAUUGCACCAUCCCCAUUAUCCUAUGUGCCUGUGCCUGGAACUGAACUUCAUGACCAGAUGGAUUUCGUGGACCGGACCAAGAAUGUCCUGUACUAUAUUUUUAGUGUCUUUGAACACCAAUAUGUCAUUGAACCUGCCUACUUUGAGCUUUUCCGACGUCACUUCCCGCCCGGAACCAGCUUGCUGUCCUUGGAACGCCAGGCUGAUAUCUGGUUGAUGCGGACCGACUUUGUGUUUGAGUUCCCCCGUCCCACCAUGCCCAAUGUCAUUUACAUUGGUGGAUUCCAGAGCAAAGCGGCGAAACCCCUGCCUGAUGAUCUAGAAGCCUUUGUACAGAGCUCCGGGGAACAUGGCGUGGUGAUGAUGUCUCUUGGGACCAUAGUGUCUGCGCUGUCUAAAGAAAUGACCGAAGAAAUCGCUGCAGCAUUUGCUGAGCUGCCUCAGAAGGUGAUCUGGAAGUUUUUAGGCGAGAAACCUUCAACAUUAGGAAACAACACCCUCUUGGUGGACUGGCUGCCUCAGAAGGACCUCCUGGGACACCCAAAGACUCGUGCUUUUGUGGCUCAUGGUGGCACGAAUGGCCUUUACGAGGCCAUCUACCACGGCGUCCCUGUUGUGUGUCUGCCACUUCUCUUUGACCAGUUUGACAACGGACAGCGCCUGAAAGUGCGUGGGGCAGCUCAGGUGGUGGAAGCCAAAUCUCUAACAAAGGACACAUUCCUGGAAGCUCUGAAGGACGUCUUGGAAACUCCGUCUUAUCGCCAGAACAUACAGCGCAUGUCGAAGCUUCACCGUGAUCACGCUGUUCCUCCCUUGGACACCGCCAUCUUCUGGAUUGAAUACGUCAUCAGGAACCAGGGAGCGGCCCAUCUGCGCUCUGAAGCCUUCAACCUCACCUGGUACUCCUACUACUGCCUCGAUGUGGCUGCUCUGUUGGCUGCUGUGAUUGGCGGGAUCUUCUGGGGAUCACUGGCUCUCUGUCGGAUUUGCUGCUGCCGGAAAUCUAAGAAGAAGAAGACCAAAUCAGAGUAGCAAACAAAUAUAUUUCAUUUACAUAUCUAAAAGUAUGUCUUGCUACACACAUUUAACUACAUGGUUUAAUGGAAAUGUAAUUCC
This is a messenger RNA of Synchiropus splendidus (mandarinfish), 2275 nucleotides long. RefSeq names its product UDP glucuronosyltransferase 5 family, polypeptide G1 (gene ugt5g1). NCBI's taxonomy places the organism in Eukaryota, Metazoa, Chordata, Actinopteri, Syngnathiformes, Callionymidae. The transcript is spliced from 2 exons. Bases 602 to 2191 code for a protein of 529 amino acids. The record is from RefSeq and is a predicted model, not a curated record. Gene Ontology annotation, molecular function: UDP-glycosyltransferase activity.